ACAGGUGUUGUGUUUACUAUGCUGAACAAACCGUGUUUGGAUAUUUAAGCCGAAAAUCACAUGCUUACAUGUAUUUUGGAAACACUGGAAAAAGCAACGUAACGUUUGCUAACUACACUGAAUGACACUUGCUUGAAAAUGAAGACCCCUGUUUUACUUCUAUGUGGUUUACUUGCAAAAGGUGUGUUUGGUGAUUUUGUGAAGUCGGUGAUGGAGGGAGAUUCUGUCACGCUACAGACCGACCUUACUGACAUACAGAAAUAUGAACUCAUACUGUGGACAUUUGGACCCGGCCGCACUCGUAUAGCUCAAAUCAACAAUGUAGUCAAUAAGAUCUCUUUAUACAAUGAUGUUCUUGAUGGGAAAUUCAGAGACAGACUGCAGUUGGACGAACGGACUGGAUCUCUGAACAUCACUAACACCAGAACUGAAGACUCUGGACUUUAUGAACUGCAGAUCAUCGGUGGACAAGAUGUCCCACCGAGGACCUUCAGUAUUGUUGUUUUUGCUCCUUUGGCCGUUCCUGUCAUCAACAGAAAUUCUUCUCUGUGUUCUUCCCCAGGAUCCUCAGCAUCCAGAUGUUCCCUGCUGUGUUGGGCGGUGAACGUGGGUCAUGUGACUCUCUCCUGGUACAAAGGAAACAGUUUAUUGUCCAGCAUCAGUGUGUCUGAUCUCAGCAUCAGUCUCUCUCUACCUCUGGAGGUGGAACAUCAGGAUAAAAACACCUACAGCUGUGUGAUCAACAACCCCAUCAGCAGAGCUGGUAUCUUUAUAUUUACUUAUUGGUCAUGUUUAUAUAUAGUAUGUCAGGGGCCGUCAAGUAAGGCUGGAUACACAACACAAGACAAUCGUCUCACAUUUUGA
Messenger RNA from Puntigrus tetrazona (Sumatra barb), 864 nucleotides. RefSeq names its product SLAM family member 5-like. The transcript has 3 exons. NCBI's taxonomy places the organism in Eukaryota, Metazoa, Chordata, Actinopteri, Cypriniformes, Cyprinidae. The record is from RefSeq and is a predicted model, not a curated record. Bases 139 to 864 code for a protein of 241 amino acids.